CUCCAGCCUCCAUGUCCUUACAGAGAGCCGCUUGACCUUCCACUGAGACGCUCCUCCACUGGGCUUCCACCGCGCAUGUUUGUGCGUGCAGCUCAUCAUGUGAUGUAAUACGGUUACACGUUGAUUGACUUGAGCUGGAUGCUGAUUUCAGCACCGGAGAGCUGUCCGAUACUGGUGCUGAUGCUGCUGCUGCCGCCGCGUGAACCGAUGAUGCUGAGCUCGAGCUGCUGAAAUCCUCUCUCUCUCUCUCUCUCUCUCUCUCUCUCCUCUUCUCUCCCUCCUCUCUCCUCUCCUCUCCUCCACACGCACAAAACGCUCUGUCAUGGCGUCUUCCAACCAUGUUACCCCCACCAACUGUAGCUGGUGGCCCAUCUCAGCCAUGGACGAGGACGGCAAAAUCACAGACGGGGAGGAGUGCGAAGAACCGAUGGCAGAGCUCAAACCCUUCAAUAAAGACAGGCUCGUUUUGUACCACUGGACGCAGUCUUUCACCUCCCAAAAGGUACGUCUAGUCAUUAAUGAGAAGGGCCUGGUCUGUGAUGAGAGGGAUGUGAGCUUGCCGCUGCAGGAGCACAAGGAGCCCUGGUUCAUGAGGCUGAAUCUGGGCGAGGAGGUGCCCGUCUUCCUCCACGGCGACAGCAUCAUCAGCGACUACAACCAGAUUAUAGAUUACCUGGAGAAAAACUUUGUGGGAGAAACGGUGGCUCAGCUGGUUCCUGAUGCAGAAUCGCCUCUCCACGACCGUGUGCAGCAGUACCGUCAGCUACUGGACGGUCUACCCAUGGACGCUUACACACACGGCUGCAUCCUCCAUCCAGAGCUCACCACCGACUCUAUGAUCCCAAAGUACGCCACCGCAGAAAUACGUAGACAUCUGGCCAACGCUGCAACGGAGCUGAUGAAGUUGGACCACGAGGAGCCACAGCUGACAGAACCGUACCUGUCCAAGCAGAAGAAGCUCAUGGCAAAAAUCUUGGACCAUGAUAAUGUGAACUACCUGAAGAAAAUUCUGGGGGAGUUAGCCAUGGUUCUAGAUCAAGUGGAGGCUGAGCUGGAGAAAGGAAAACUAGAGUAUGAAGGUCAAAAGUGUGAGUUGUGGCUAUGUGGACCUGAAUUUACACUAGCUGACGUCUGCCUCGGAGCCUUGUUGCACAGGCUCAAGUUCUUGGGACUUUCUAAGAAAUACUGGGAGGACGGCAGCCGACCCAACCUGCAGUCCUUUUUUGUGCGCGUGCAAAAACGCUACGCUUUCCGCAAGGUCUUGGGCGACAUCCACACGACCCUCCUGUCGGCGGUCCUACCCAACGCCUUCCGGAUGGUAAAAAAGAAGCCACCGUCCUUCUUCGGGGCCUCUUUUCUCAUGGGCUCGCUGGGAGGGAUGGGCUACUUUGCCUACUGGUAUUUAAAAAAGAAAUACAUGUAGUGAAUGCCCUCUUGUUGUGUUAAAUGUCUGUGUAUUUGUGUGAUGUUUCAACUUUUCUGUAAUGUUUUAUGACUGCAGGAAAACAUAAUGAAUCUAUAUAGAGAACACUAUUACUUACCUGGGUGAACAAAGAAUAUUAAAACAUUCCAUAAUGAGAAA
This is a messenger RNA of Sebastes umbrosus (honeycomb rockfish), 1582 nucleotides long. It is a transcript of the gene gdap1l1, whose product is annotated as ganglioside induced differentiation associated protein 1-like 1. The coding region runs from base 323 to 1423 and encodes 366 amino acids. NCBI's taxonomy places the organism in Eukaryota, Metazoa, Chordata, Actinopteri, Perciformes, Sebastidae. The transcript is spliced from 7 exons. The record is from RefSeq and is a predicted model, not a curated record.